Acanthosepion pharaonis is the source of this 807-nucleotide messenger RNA. The record is from the annotation of a GenBank genome assembly. NCBI's taxonomy places the organism in Eukaryota, Metazoa, Mollusca, Cephalopoda, Sepiida, Sepiidae.
AUGCUGUAUUUUCGUCGGUCACGUGACCGUUUCGCAAAGAUGGCGGCGAGCUUCAAGGUGGGCGAUCUGGUGUGGGCGAAAAUGAAGGGGUUUUGUGCUUGGCCGGCCAGGAUCAUCGAGCCGAUGUCAGAGGUGAAGCGGCCAACAAGCAAGAAGAAUCACCACUUUGUGUUUUUCUUUGGUUCAGAAAAUUAUGCUUGGGUCCAAGAAGACAGUAUCUGGAGUUAUGCAGAUAACAAAGCCAAGUUCACUGUCACAAAUCGGAUUCCACGUGGUUACAAUGUUGCUAUUGAGGCAAUUGAGGAUGUCAUAAAGGCAAUGCCCUCUCAGGUACCAGUAAAAACAUCUGAUCUUCCUUCCAUAGAUGAGGAGCUUGCCCAGAUAUUUCCAAAUCGUUCAUCGUCCUCUGGGCCCCACAAAGACUACACUCGGGAACCCCUGUCUGGGAAGAAGCUCCAAGAAAAAUCAAGUGCAUCAGCAGAUAGUGCACUUGUUUACAAGAAACAAAGCAGUAAAAAAUUAAUGGGGAUUUCUGAAGCACAGGUCUUUACCUUAUUUGGCUUUUGGAUCCCAACAUACUUGAGGAAUUUCUUUAAGGGAACAGCAGGAAAUCCUCUACAGCCAACCUCAAAUGGCAGCCGUAUCCCCUUACACGAACCUCAGCCAGCAGUUCCUCAUACCGAAGCAGCUUUCUUUCAUGAGCCUCUUCAAUUCCUUCCUCUUAUGCCACCGUCAACUUGCCAAGCAACAAAUGUUUCUUCUUGCUAUCAAUCAACACUAGAUCUGGCCUCAGUCCAGACACAAUGA